Molecule: messenger RNA, 5435 nt
Organism: Scylla paramamosain (green mud crab)
Lineage: Eukaryota; Metazoa; Arthropoda; Malacostraca; Decapoda; Portunidae
Product: serine/threonine-protein kinase pim-3-like
Exons: 5
Coding region: 204-1538 (444 amino acids)
Biological process (GO): protein autophosphorylation
Cellular component (GO): cytoplasm
Molecular function (GO): ATP binding; protein serine/threonine kinase activity
Source: RefSeq, a predicted model, not a curated record
AACAGUCAGUAGUAAGCUGGACUCGGUGCGUUGAGGACGCAGUGCGGCAGUGACUCUUUUCCACCGUGCCACGUAAACUUACGCCAUAUGGAGGAUGUGUUGAUGUUGCGGCAGUCUAGGAAAUGCAACAUUGCGACUUUAACUUAACUAGAUAUUCUACGUGUUUAGAACUGUUCGUGAGUUGUUACUAGGUAUCCGCCAAGAUGUUGAUGCAGAGGGUGCUCAAUGUCUUCUCCCAGAAUUCAAACCUGACCCUGUCGGUUGAGAGAUCCAAACCCAAACCUGUUAUUAACGCAGUGCCUCGGGAGCACCACCCACAGCCGCAGCAGCCGCAGCCACAGCAGCAGCAACAGCAGCAGCAUGCCCAUAACAGCAACCACCCGGCCACCACCAGCGCCUCCACCACCACCACCACCACCCCACAUCUAAUCCACGCAGGCCACAACCACGCGGCACUCUGCCCCACCAUGAGUCAACCCCCCAACGGCACCCCGCUGCUCUACCACCACCACUAUAUCCACAUACCCGCCCUGGCCAACUCCCCCAGGCCCAGCCCACCAGUCCUCGACAAUGAGGACGAAGAUGAUGGUGGAGGGAUAUCGGACAGGCUGUACCGGGUAGAAAAGACGGUGGAUGAGAAGGGCAAAGUUGUCUCCAAGGUUCUAGGCAAAGGAGGUUUUGGCACCGUGUACUCCGGCAACAGGGUAAAGGAUGGAGCGCCUGUAGCCAUCAAGUCGAUAGCCAAGGACCGCGUACCAGCUUGGGGAGUGGUACACGGAAAGCGGGUGCCCCUCGAGGUGGCCCUGCUGCUGCGGGUGGCCCACAUUCCGCAGGUUGUCCGCCUCCUCAACUGGGUGGAGAAGGAACAUUCUUUUCUCCUCAUCCUGGAGCGGCCUGAGCCCUGCAAGGACCUGUACGAGUACGUGACGGAGCGAGGCCCCCUGCCCGAGGAUGAAGCGCGGGAUCUGAUGCUGCAGGUGUUGCACAUCGUCAUGGCUUGCCACGCGGCAGGAGUGAUCCACCGUGACAUCAAGGACGAGAACCUCCUGGUCACUACAGAUAGACACGGCCGAGUCACACUUAAGCUCAUUGACUUCGGGUCUGGCGCCUUCUUCAUCAGGGACAAGAUUUAUACUGACUUUGAGGGUACCAAGGUGUACUCCCCGCCCGAGUGGAUUGUGCACAAUCAGUACCAGGGCGUCCCGGCCACCGUGUGGUCUCUGGGCAUUCUACUGUUUGACCUGGUGUACGGAGACAUUCCCUUCGAGUACGAGGACCAGAUCGUGGCGGCCAAGGUGGUGACCCGCCCGGAAGUGUCCGAGGAGUGCAACAGCCUCAUUCGAUGUUGCCUUCAGGUGGUGCCUGACGACAGACCUACCCUGGAGGAGAUGCCUGCAUCACUCGUGGUUCCGUUACAAGGACUCCCUCACUCGAUCCAUCUCAACCCGCAGCGCCCCCGCCUCCGCCCCCUCACUUAUGCCCCACACCUCAGUCACCUCUCCGGUAGGCUCUUUAGGAUCAGUGGGGUCCUCUCAUAGCUCGGGGUCCCUUCCUCCCACACCCAGGACACAAGAUAGAUUGGAGUUUAUCUCGGCGUCCCCUCACAGCAACCAUCCCUCCACAUUGUGACGCCAACGGCGGGUAACCGCCAGCUAGUGUACGUCCGUGCCCUCUGCCACCGCCGACACCACUGUCUGCACUAAAACGCUUGUGUGCUGGUGGUAGUGGACGCUCCGAUGGUGGCGUCCGUGACCAAGCAAGGCGUGGUGGCAAGGGAUGCGCGGUCAGUAUCCAGCAUCAGUGCCCAGCUACCAAAGUCCAAUCGUCGUUAUCUUAGUGAGCGAUACACUUCAUAGCUGCAUCACCCAUCACACCCUCUCACCUCCUAGUAUUGCCUUGCAUUCAUUACCUUUGUUUCAUUUUAUCGUUUACGCGACAUAGAAUUACGUUGUGCUCUCAAGUUGCAGUUUCGGCUAACUGCCUCGAGUACAUUCUGAUCCAAGCAUGUUCAUAUCAUGUUACAUUGUGGUGCGAGUAAGCGUCGCUGUUACGUUUCAGCAGCCCAUCAGUGCACCGUGUUGGUGCACACCAGGUGACGGUAGCGGCCCAGAUGAGGCUUGCCGCUCACUUUCCGGCGCAUUGGUGACCUUUCUACACCUGUAUUUUUCGAUCUAACUUUUUUUCUUUACAUCUUCCGUAGUCGUGUCAGGUUUUGAUAUGAAGUUUCGCCGCCGUCUCUUAAAACCCAAAUGAACAUGAAAAUGGAAUGUAAACGUGUCGCGUCCUUUGGAUUCUCUGACAUUCACCUUCUUACCGAUAAGGUUUCCUGGAGAAUCACGAGGACGUAUUUAUUUCUUCUUGCAACUUUUUAAAAAUUUUCUCAACCCCGUCAAUUUUAGUAUUUAUUCCUCGGCUCCCAUCACGAACACUCCCUCUCCUUCCCCCUCCCCUCCCUCUGACCCUGCCACCCCUCUGCCAGCCCCUCGCCACCCGUACCCCUACAUUCCACAAAUCACCUUGGUCACCCCAGUAUGUGUUGGAUGUAUAUUUCGAGUUUGCUUUCAUUGCCCGCUUGUACAUCAUGGAUCAAUUAUUUAUUGUAUUUAUUGAUGGGCUGAGCCGCUCUGGUAUCAGGGAGCCAAGGUUGGCUACGGGAAAUGCUCUCAGUCUCCUCCUGCAUUAAUUAUUCUCCAUUUAAUUUCUCAUGAGAACGCCACUCAGCGUCCCGUAUCAACUGACGCGACCUGAUCAUCUUGUCCACUGGUGCUACAGAUCAUUCACUGAAAAUAACACUAAUAUUGUAUUCGAUAUUUCGAAGUGUUUUAUUUUGGCUCUAAGAGUCGCGGAAUUUUCGUAUGAAAUAUUUUUCUGUAUUAUUUUGUGUACCAUUGCGUGUUUUACUGCUGUCUGCCAUUCUGUCAGGAGUAUGUUUGUCGCGGCUCAGGAAGCGCCUCGUGGCCUCCGAGGGGUAGAGCGGGCGGCUGGCGGCCUCCUGCACGCCUUGGCCAAAGGGGGGGACUGUCUCCUCCUGCUGGCGAGAGCACCGUUUUGGAACCAAAUUUAUUGCAUUCACAGUAAUCUUUAUGGAGUACGAUGGACCAAACGCUAGUGUGAAGUGUUCCGCCAGCAGGAGGGGAGGCCCUAACGGAUCCCCCGCCACGCUCGCCCCUCCGGGAACCUUCCUCUCCGUGUAAUGCAUUCUAAGUCAACCUUUAUCCUCGCUGUGCGUCAUAAAGGUGCGUCUGUAUAUUUGUGUUGUAAAUUAUGGUAAGGUAUGAAUUUAGAUUUAUUAAGUCUUAUUAUAUCGAUGUAUACGUCCAGCUGAUCAAGUCUCCAGGUAGCGUUGCUUUUUUGGAAGUCUGGUGGGCGCCCUCACUCCUUAGCUGACCAGACUCCCAAGAACACCUUCCCUUCGCCCCGAGUUCCUGUGCUGUAUAAAGAAAGCUUGUUUUUCUCUGUAUGAGGUGACACUGUACUGAGACAAGACCAGUGUGAUCGUCCGCUCGACUUGGCGCCAACGGAGGCUCGAUGUGAGCCCCGGCCAGCGAAGCGGCGCCACUGGAUCAGUCUUGCCCGUGGUGAGCCCUCUCAUAGUGUUGAUAAGAAGUAAACUUUACGUUAGGUGGUGAGGUAACUAUGGUGUCUACUGGAAAAAUGUUUCAUGUUUGGCUGUUAUUUGUUUAACUGUAAGUGCGCGAGGGAAGGAAUUAACAGGAAGCACAACCUCUACCUUUUUUUAAUUUCUUCAUUGCCGACAUAAGGAAAGUAAUGUCCUUGACGGAGACGUACUUUUGAGGCUGUUGCCCCGCGCGACAGGUCAUAAACACCACCAUUGCCCUUAUGCGAGGACAGAGUGAGAGUGGACACACUGCCAGCCAGCCUUACUCCGCUGCCUCGGGUGCUGCUGCAGGCGGCGGUGUCCAGCCGGCACUCAGUCCCCGUCACGCCUCCGUGACUUGUGAUAGCACACAUUAACCAUUAGCACCACACUAUUAACACUAGUAUUGUUUGAGCAGAUUAGAAGGUAAUGCUACGUGAGUUAUUUUUUUUUUACUCUUGUAGGUUAAUUAAUUACGUACGUCGGCUUCUAGUGUUCGUUUUUUACGUUUUUCCAAUUGCUAAAGAAACAAAAGAUCAUUGUGGCUUUCAAAAUUUGUUGAAGCUUUCAUUUUGUAAGAGAUAAGAAUACAUUUGCCUCUUCUCUCACUCCUUACCUGUCCCAAUGCCCGGCAGAUAGACCAAGGCUGCCUAUUCUGCUCCUUCUUCAAUACAACGUAAAGACCUCCCUUCAAGCAGACCACUUAACGAGAGAGAGAGAGAGAGAGAGAGAGAGAGAGAGAGAGAGAGAGAGAGAGAGAGAAAUCUGUAUGAUCUGAUCAGGUGCUAAAAGAAAUGUGCAGGAUUUACUUCACCUGCAUGAGAGAGAGAGAGAGAGAGAGAGAGAGAGAGAGAGAGAGAGAGAGAGAGAGAGAGAGAGCGUGUGUGUCAGAGAAAGAGAGGAUGGUUCCGUAUUCCCAGCGCUUCUAGCUGUAGUGGAAUCGAGAACCAUCAUCUCUCAAGCGAAGUCAGUAAUUGGGAUUGAAUUGUUUACUUUUUAUUAUUUUCUCCUCUUUUGUCAGUAAGAUACGUGGAAGCAAUUCUUGUUCACCAAAAUCCAUAUCAAAGUUCCUAUUUUUACUGUACUGUGAAGUCUGAUGAAUGACCUGUCUCAUCAUGUACUGUGCGAGGAGGCCCCGUCAGUAUCAUUAUUAUCAUAUCAAUAUUUAUUAUAUUUAUGUGAGUGUGAUUAUUAUUGCUCCUUUUUAAUUUAUGUCUCCAUAUAAAAAUGAUUUUCAGCGGUGAAACGACGGUGAAGUGUGUUUGUGUGUGCGUGUGUGUGCGAGAGAACGAUAGGGAAAUAAAAGAGAGGAUCAGAGCACGAGUCGUUUGUCUUCAGUGUACUACGACCAGCACCACCAGUGUUGAGACCAGUGUCACUCCGGGUGUGAGCCGUCACAGUAUUAGGGGUCCGGUGGGCGGCUGGCGGGCGAGAUCGUAUCACUGCCGCCUCCCACUCCCUUCAGACCAACACUCGUUCCUCUGCUCACCAUUCUCUCAGAUCAUGUUAGGCUCGUUCAACAUUGGUCGUAGUGUUACAUACGUACAUGUCUCUUGUCAAAGGCAUCUUCGUUAGUUUCCAUGCGAAAAUUAUUCACACACAGGAUUUUUUAAGUCGGUUUUUUGCUGUCACGCGUGUGAGGGCUGGCAGCGGCGUGUGUCCCGGCCUGAGCGACGCGUCUCAUCCCUUGCUCGUCUACCGUCUCAGAAGUCGUACUGUAUUAUAUUUAUUGAUGAAGUAUAAAUAUAAUAUUUCCCGGAAAUCAUGUUUGUAAGAAGAAGUAUUUUUGUAAAAACGUAAAAAAAUCCAUGUGUAAUGAAUAAAUUUUUAAGUUUGA